This is a messenger RNA of Rana temporaria (common frog), 1573 nucleotides long. It is a transcript of the gene PINX1, whose product is annotated as PIN2 (TERF1) interacting telomerase inhibitor 1. Gene Ontology annotation, cellular component: nucleolus. The record is from RefSeq and is a predicted model, not a curated record. NCBI's taxonomy places the organism in Eukaryota, Metazoa, Chordata, Amphibia, Anura, Ranidae. Gene Ontology annotation, biological process: regulation of ribosome biogenesis. The transcript is spliced from 7 exons. Gene Ontology annotation, molecular function: telomerase inhibitor activity; nucleic acid binding. Bases 14 to 1153 code for a protein of 379 amino acids.
CAGGAAGAAUCAUAUGGGAAAUCCCAGUGUUCUGUCAUAUUCUCCGAAGCCAGUCAGUGCGGGACGUCAUUUGAUCGCGCCGUUCACCAUGGCGAUGCUGGCUGAACCCCGCAGGAAGCAGAAGUGGUCGGUGGACCCCAGGAACAGCGCCUGGACCAAAGACGAGUCCAAGUUCGGGCAGAAGAUGCUGGAGAAGAUGGGUUGGUCCAAGGGCAAGGGUCUCGGGGCUCAGGAACAAGGAUCCACGGAGCACAUCAAAGUUCAAGUGAAGAACAACACUAUGGGCCUUGGAGCUUGCAACAAUUAUGAGGAUAAAUGGAUCGCCCAUCAAGAUGAUUUCAACCAACUUCUGGCCGAACUGAAUGAUUGCCAUGGCACAGCAAGCUCUGAUUCUCCCGCCAACGACAGCAAAAAAUCCUUCAGCCUGGAAGAAAAGUCCAAGACCUCCAAGAAGCGAGUCCAUUACAUGAAGUUUGCCAAAGGAAAGGACCUGUCUUGUCGCAGUGACACCGAUCUGGCCUGCAUCUUUGGGAAACGGGAGAAAAGGAAGAAGUCGGGUCAGGAUGAAGCUGAUGCAGAAUCUGAAAAAAACGAUGCAGAAAGUGAAGAAAAGGAACAAGAGAGCCCAAGCCCUAAAAAUGAGGCUGAGCUGGGUAAUACGGUGACCAGUUCUUUAUCGGUAACUCAAUACUUUGCCCAACGAAUGGCAGAGCUUAAAAAAUCUCAGUCCAGGCAUACACAGGCUGUCCAGCAGAGCGCCGAGGCCAGCCCAGCAGACAGCUUAGACGGUUCUACCGAGCCCAAGAAAAAACACAAAAAGAAGAAACCUAGUCGGAAUGAUGGUGACUAUGAGAAUGGGUCGAAGCUGGUGGAAAGGAAUGAGGAAGAAGAUCCCGUACAUGAAAGGAAAAAGCCAAAAAGCAAAAAAAAUCGCUGUGAGAUCACUACUAAUGGUGCAGAGGAACAAGAGGAGCCUCAACAAGCCCAGGAGGAUGAACUGAAGAGAAAGAAAGGGAAAAACAAAAGGAAUAAAGAGGCUUUGGACCAGAUUGAAAAGAAGGAAGAUACUACUUUUCCGAUUGAGGAUGCUUCUGCUGAGGAACCAAAGAAGAAGAAGAAAAAGAAGAAUAAGAAGCAAAAGUCCCAUGAUUAAAUAGUUUUAGUACCAUAUUAAAAUAGCAAUAUACAAUUGGAGACUCUUCUAUAUACCCUUCUACCCUUUUGAUAAGAUAUUUUUAUGAAUGCUGGGUGCACAUUGCAUCUGGUGAUUACCAUUCACAACUUUCAUGGCUGCUCAGGGGACUUUGCUACAGUAAUCCCACCCAUGAAGAGCGCCCCAGCAUCAGGGAAGGGAAAAUACAGAGGGCAUCUUUCCUGUGAGCCAGCAGUGAAGUGUAUGGAGCCAUUCGACUCAGUCCACCUUGGCUGGGGCUCGUUCUUCGGGUAUUUGGAUUACGUUCAGAGCGCCCCCACGUGACACCCACCUGUAUUUAUGAAUUUGUACUGUAACUGCUAGAUACAAUUUACUUAUCACUGCCAAAAUGUCUUGAAUGAAGCAGCAUGAAAUGGAAAA